Cydia strobilella is the source of this 1465-nucleotide messenger RNA. RefSeq lists its product as uncharacterized. The record is from RefSeq and is a predicted model, not a curated record. The transcript has 7 exons. NCBI's taxonomy places the organism in Eukaryota, Metazoa, Arthropoda, Insecta, Lepidoptera, Tortricidae. Bases 110 to 1402 code for a protein of 430 amino acids.
GCCACGAAGUCCCGGGUGGUUGCCACUUAUUUUAUAUUAUUAAAAAACAAAUUACAAAUAUUUUAUCACAGAACAAAAUUCUCUUAAAGUUUUUAGUUAAGUGUGUAAAAUGCGCAGCGAGGCACCGCAGUUUAAAAGAUGUUGUUUCUGCGUUCCUUUACGGAGAGGAUUGAUUGGAUGGGGAUAUUGUAAGCUGGUCCUCAACGUUUUAACGUUCGCAUACAUAAUACUGUUAUGCUCUCUGAUUCGGCGGUACGGUGUUUUACGGUUUAAAGACAUCGCAAUCUUUAUUGUCGUUAUUGCGAUCGUGAUCACAGACACAUGUUUUAAUAUUGGCCUCGUCGUUGCCGGCCAUCGGAAAAGCGUCAAGUUGCUACGAGUAUCAUAUAUCUACAACCUGGUGUCUCUGAGUCUAGUGAUGCUGGCUCAUUGUUUCAAAAUCUACACAAACCUAUACAACAUCUAUUGGAUGACACAGUAUAUGGGAUUCCACAUGUUCUUCAUAGUUGAUCUUAUGGUCUGCGCGGCUCUUGCGUUUGGUGUCAUUUUUGUACAAGUGUACAUGAUAUUACUGAUACGCAGCGAGAUGAUAAAACUACAGAACCAGUCGCUAGAAAUUCAGUUCUCAAAUCAUUUAGCCGGCGAGCCGCAGUGCACGCUUCACAAUACGUCGGAACAGUGUACCGAGGAGAAACGGGCCGUGCAGAACUGUUGCACGGACAAGCAAGCCCUGCAAAACUGUUGCACGGACAAGAAGCAAGCCGUGCAGAACUGUUGCACGGACAAGCAAGCCCAACAGAACUGUUGCACGGAUAAGAAUCAACUCGGGAAAAGCUGUUGCACGGAUGAAAAAGUCCUUGACAGUUUGAUGUUAUCAUACGCAGCAUUGAUGUUUUAUUUGCUUGCUGUACACGGUCCAGGACUGUUUUCUUCAGAUAUUGUUAUAUAUACAAUUACUGGUGCUUGCUUAUUCAUCGAUAUUUCCUUCAACAUUGUCUUCAUCGUGGCUGGACAUAAGAAAAGCGUUAAGUUGCUGAAACUGUCCUAUGUAUAUCACAUGGUGUGGGUGGGUUUGUUGACGUUAGGAACCUGUUUGAUGCUGUAUGCUGACAUCGAUUUUAUUCAAAGAAUAUGGCCAUACAUGAAAGACAGCAAGUACAUAAUCUUAGAGUUAUCAGGUUCUGGACUUGGGAUCAGCCUUAUAUUUGUGCAAAUCUACGUAAUCUUACUGACACGCAGCGAAAUAAGAAAGCUACAGAUCCAAACGCUAGAAAUGCAGUUCACAAAUCACGUAGCGGCGGGAGAGCCGUUGUGCACGCUUCACAACGAGUCUGCACAGACAAGAAAAACAAACCACUGCACAGACAAGAAAAACAUCGUGCAAGCCGUUUGCACGGACUAGAAAUAAGGCGACAGCGACUGGAUACUGUAGAUGUAGAUCGUUACAUGUAAAUGAUUGAGCUAA